AUGGCCUCCGGCUCGCGGUUUUCUGAGGUUUUUGAGGAUGAACUUGAUUGUUUACUUGAGAAGGCAAUUCCAGAGAAGACUAAAGCUGCUACAAAAUACGGGGUCAAGAUAUUUAAAGAAUGGUUUGCAAGUCAAGACAAGUUAAGCACUCCUAUUGAGGAGCAGUCGAAAGCAGAGCUAAAUGAAUAUCUGCAGCUGUUUUAUGCCUGUGUUUGGCAGAAAAAUGAGACGUGUUUUAAAGUUUCUUCGCUAAAAGCUAUUCGAGCAGCACUCAAUCGCUACCUGAGACAACAACCAAACAACAAACCUUGGUCAAUAGUUGGCAACCCGGAGGUCAGUUUGGCAAAUAAAACACUUAACGCUAUUUGUGUCAAUAUGAUGAAGGAGGGGAAAAUAAGUUCGGUAACCCAUAAAAAUCCCAUAACGAAAGAGCAACUACAACAACUUUUCAAGACCGGGAAACUUGGCAAAGCUAAAACAACAAACCUGUCUCAAAUACUCCGAACUGCAUGGUUUUACGUUACACUGUACUUUGGAAAAAGGGGGCGAGAAAACCAACGAAAACUGUUGAAGCAAAUGCUAGUUCUUUGGGAAACUCCAGGCAAAGGAAAGUACUACGAACUUCAAAAGGACCUACCUGGAACAAUGUUGGCGAAAAAAAAUCAUCAAGGAGGUCCCGAUGACAGUGCUGACGAGUCAGAUGGGAAAAUGUUUGAAACCCCAGAUUCUCUUCGAUGUCCCGUAAAAACACUGGAAAACUAUCUGAAACACCUCAACCCGAACGUAGAAAGUCUUUUUCAGCGACGAAGAUCAGAAUCUGUGAAAUUUAAUCCAGAUAUUGAGGAGGUUUGGUUUUGUCAAGCGCCAGUUGGUGAAGCGAUGCUGGUUAACAUGAUGAAAGUUAUGUGCAAAAAUGCAGGAAUCGAGCAGUAUCUGACCAACCACUGUGUCCGUGCAACAUCUGUUACCGUUCUUUCGGACAGUAAUGUAGAGGCAAGGCACAUAAAAUCUGUUAGUGGUCAUAAGUCAGACCAAUCAAUCCAGUCUUACAGCGUUCGCCCGUCCUUUCGCCAGAAAGAAAAUAUGUCCAACAUAUUAAGCCAUUUUAUUAACGAAGACAGCAAAGACGAAGCCUCCACUCUUUAG
Dendronephthya gigantea is the source of this 1146-nucleotide messenger RNA. RefSeq lists its product as uncharacterized. The transcript has 2 exons. The record is from RefSeq and is a predicted model, not a curated record. Gene Ontology annotation, molecular function: DNA binding. Gene Ontology annotation, biological process: DNA recombination; DNA integration. Bases 1 to 1146 code for a protein of 381 amino acids. Lineage: Eukaryota; Metazoa; Cnidaria; Anthozoa; Malacalcyonacea; Nephtheidae.